UCCGUCUUCCAACUCUUUCUCAAACUGUAUGUAAUUGCACGCCUUCUGCAGCUAGGGGCGUCCUUUGAAGGACCAGUUGCAAAAAAAAAAAAAAAGAAAGAAAGAGACUGGGAACUGAGUAGUCAUCCCUUUUGAUCAAGGCGGCCGAAUUGCUAAGAUUUUGAUUCAAGCGUGCCAAAUUUCGAGGAUUCUCGAGCUGUUUUUGAAGACGUUUUACUGGCCUAGUGUUGCAUAUUGUGCGCACUUGGGAUCAGAAUGGAGAUAGGACCGAGCGGUAGUUUAAGAGGUAGUUUAAGAGCUAACAGCUCAGCCUUGUGGAGGAAUACAGGCCUGGAAGUGUUUUCACGUUCAUCGCGAGACGAAGAUGAUGAAGAAGCUCUGAAAUGGGCUUCCCUUGAAAAGCUACCAACCUUUGAUAGACUGAGAAAAGGGCUGCUCUUUGGGUCGCGAGGUGAAGUCAAUGAAGUGGAUGUAGAGAACUUUGGAUUUCAAGAUAGAAAAACUCUCAUUGAGAGGCUCAUCAAGGUUGCCGAAGAGGAUAAUGAGAAAUUCUUGCUGAAACUGAGGAACAGAAUUGAUAGAGUUGGAAUCGAUUUGCCUACAAUUGAAGUAAGAUUUGAGCAUCUAAAAGUUGACGCAGAAGCUUAUGUUGGAAGUAGUGCUCUGCCUACCUUCCUUAACUUCGCUACCAAUAUGAUAGAGGGGCUCUUGAACAAUCUUCACAUACUUCCAAGCAGAAAGAAGAAUAUUAAAAUACUUCGCGAUGUCAGUGGAAUUAUCAAGCCUUCAAGAAUGACAUUACUAUUAGGUCCUCCAGGGUCUGGAAAGACAACACUUUUGAUGGCUUUGGCUGGAAAGCUUGACCCCGAUUUGAAGUUUUCUGGAAGUAUUACUUACAAUGGGCAUGGCAUGAAUGAAUUUGUACCCCAAAGAACUGCAGCAUAUGUUAGUCAACAUGAUCUCCAUAUUGGAGAAAUGACUGUGAGAGAAACUCUAGCAUUUUCUGCCAGAUGCCAAGGAGUUGGAUCUCGUUAUGAGAUGUUGGCGGAGUUGUCAAGAAGAGAAAAAGCAGCAAACAUUAAGCCUGAUCCCGAUAUUGAUAUAUACAUGAAGUCUGCGGCUACUGAAGGCCAAGAAGCAACUGUUGUCACAGAUUAUGUUCUUCGGAUUUUGGGACUGGAAAUUUGCGCAGACACUCUGGUAGGAGAUGAAAUGCUAAGAGGAAUCUCUGGAGGACAAAAGAAGCGCGUGACAACAGGUGAAAUGCUUGUUGGACCGACAAAUGCGCUAUUCAUGGAUGAGAUAUCAACUGGAUUAGAUAGUUCCACUACUUUCCAGAUUGUGAAUUCCCUCAGACAAUAUGUGCAUAUUAUGAAGGGAACUGCAUUCAUUUCACUCCUGCAGCCGGCUCCUGAGACAUAUGACCUCUUCGAUGAUAUUGUCCUCUUAUCCGAUGGCCUGAUUGUUUACCAGGGCCCCCGAGAAAAUGUUCUUGAAUUUUUUCAAUCUAUGGGUUUCCGAUGCCCGGACAGAAAAGGAGUUGCUGACUUCUUGCAAGAAGUUACAUCAAAGAAAGAUCAGCAGCAGUACUGGGCACGUAGAGACGAACCCUACAGAUAUAUAGCCGCAACUGAAUUUGCCGAGUCAUUCCAAUCAUUCCAUGUUGGAAGGACACUAGCAAAUGAACUUGCAACACCGUUUGAUAAGAGCAAAAGUCAUCCAGCCGCUUUGACUACCCAAACCUAUGGUGUUAACAAUAAAGAGAUUUUUAAAGCCAACUCCGCUAGAGAACUCUUGCUUAUAAAGAGAAACUCCUUUAUCUACAUUUUCAAAAUGUCUCAGCUAAUCAUGAUGGCCCUAAUCGGAAUGACAGUGUUCUUUAGGACUAAAAUGCCAAGAAGAGAUGUUGUUGAUGGAGGAAUAUAUCUUGGUGCUCUAUUUUUCGCGGUUGUUCAGGUCAUGUUUAAUGGAAUGUCCGAACUGGCGAUGACAAUUCUCAAGCUUCCGGUCUUCUUCAAGCAAAGGGACUUCCGGUUUUUCCCUGCAUGGUCAUAUGCUCUGCCCACAUGGAUUCUCAAGAUACCAAUCACUUUUCUUGAAGUUGCCGUUUGGGUAGUUAUGACCUACUAUGUCAUUGGAUUUGAUCCAAGCCCUGCAAGGUUUUUCAAACACUACCUCAUACUAGUCGCUAUAAAUCAGGUAGCAUCAGCAUUGUUUAGAUUCAUUGGGGCAGCUUCCAGGAACAUGAUUGUGGCUAACACAUUUGGGACAUUCGCAUUGAUGCUGCUUUUUGCAUUGGGUGGAUUUGUCUUAUCAAGAGACCAAGUGAAGAAAUGGUGGUUGUGGGGUUACUGGUCCUCACCAUUGAUGUAUGCACAGAAUGCAAUUCUUGUUAACGAAUUUACGGGAAAGCACUGGAGACAAAUUGUGCCAAAUACAACUGAAACAUUGGGAACUCAAGUCUUGAAAUCGAAAGGAUUCUUCCCUCAAUCAUACUGGUACUGGAUCGGACUUGGAGCGUGUGGUGGAUUCAUUCUCCUGUUAAAUUUCUUCUAUACCCUCGCUCUCACUUAUCUUCAGCCAAUCGGGAAGCCUCAAGCUGUUCUACCAGAAGAAAGUGAAAACACUGAAAAUUCUGGCCAAAGAGAUGGCUCCGUAGAUGCCAUCACUGAGUCCAAUGAGAAUCAGAGAAGAGGAAUGAUUCUUCCAUUUGAACCGCAUUCAAUUACCUUUGAUGACAUAAGAUACUCAGUUGACAUGCCACAGGCAAUGAAAGAUCAGGGUACUGUUGAAGAUAAACUCAUGCUUCUCAAGGGGAUUAGUGGAGCGUUUAGGCCUGGUGUUCUAACUGCUUUAAUGGGUGUUAGUGGAGCCGGUAAAACAACUUUGAUGGAUGUGCUGGCUGGUAGAAAAACUGGCGGAUAUAUUGAAGGAAACGUUACAAUCUCUGGGUAUCCAAAGAAUCAGGAGACCUUUGCUCGGAUAUCUGGAUACUGCGAGCAGAAUGACAUCCACUCUCCUCACGUUACUGUUUAUGAGUCUCUAGUUUACUCAGCUUGGCUGCGUCUGCCCGCAGAAGUUGAUGCAAAAACCAGAAUGAUGUUCGUUGAUGAAGUUAUGGAACUUGUGGAACUUACUUCAUUGAGAGAUGGACUUGUGGGGCUGCCAGGGGUUAACGGUCUUUCAACUGAGCAGCGCAAGAGGCUUACCAUUGCCGUUGAACUUGUGGCUAACCCCUCAAUCAUAUUCAUGGACGAGCCAACUUCAGGUCUUGACGCAAGAGCUGCUGCAAUUGUGAUGAGAACUGUGAGAAAUACUGUAGACACUGGAAGAACUGUAGUAUGCACCAUUCAUCAGCCAAGCAUUGACAUAUUUGAAGCUUUUGAUGAGUUAUUCCUUCUGAAGCGAGGGGGCCAAGAAAUAUAUGUCGGGCCGCUUGGCCACAAUUCCAUCGAAUUAAUUAAGUACUUUGAGGCAAUUCAUGGAGUCAGCAAAAUCAAAGAUGGUUGCAACCCAGCAACCUGGAUGUUGGAAGUUACUGCUUCAGCACAAGAACUUAUGUUGGGAGUCGAUUUUGCUGAGAUCUAUAAAAACUCUGAUUUAUACAGGAGGAACAAAGCACUCAUUCAUGAAUUAGAUAGCCCGCGCCCUGGUACAAAAGACCUCUACUUCCCUACCAAGUACUCUCAGGCGUUCCCUGUGCAAUGCAUGGCUUGCUUCUGGAAACAACGCAUAUCAUACUGGCGCAAUCCACCUUAUACAGCCGUGAGAUUUUUAUUCACCUCCUUCAUUGCUCUGUCAUUUGGGACAAUCUUCUGGAAGCUGGGUAAAAGAAAGGACACUACACAAGAUCUUUUCAAUGCCAUGGGUUCAAUGUAUGCUGCUGUUCUCUUCCUGGGGGUGCAAAACUCCUCAGCAGUGCAACCUGUGGUGGCUAUAGAACGGACGGUAUUCUACAGAGAGAGAGCAGCCGGAAUGUAUUCUGCCUUGCCAUAUGCUUUUGCACAGGUUGGAAUUGAGAUUUUAUACAUCCUUAAACAAGCUGUAUUCUAUUCUGUCAUUACCUACGCUAUGAUUGGAUUUGAAUGGACCGCCUCGAAAUUCCUUUGGUACUUGUUCCUCAUGUACUUCACAUUACUGUACUUCACCUUCUAUGGCAUGAUGGUUGUGUCUGUCACUCCCAAUCACAACAUUUCUGCCGUCGUCGCAUCUGCCUUUUAUGCUGGAUGGAAUCUCUUUUCUGGAUUCCUCAUCCCCCGACCGAGGAUUCCUAUUUGGUGGAGAUGGUAUUACUGGGGAUGUCCCGUGGCUUGGACCUUGUAUGGCCUGUUUGUAUCCCAAUGGGGAGAUCUGUCUGAUCGUCUUGAAGACAACGGCGAAUUAAUUAAAGAUUACCUGAGACAUUACUUUGGAUUCAAACAUGACUUUCUUCCAGUUGUUGCUGGUGUAGUUGUCGGAUUGCCGGUAAUUUUUGCCUUCAUAUUUGCCUACGCCAUUAAAACUUUCAACUUCCAGAGGAGAUAAAAGACGCAGUCAUAACAACAUUGCGGAAGCGAAGCUGCGUUUAUCAUCAUUCAUCUCCUGAGCAAGGCACUUGGAAGCAUAAAAAAUGUUUGUGUAUAGAUUUGCUUGAAUGCUCAAUCCUCAAUGUAAAAAGGGCUGGGCAUUUUGAAGCAUUAUCCACUCCACUCCACUCCACUCCACUCCACUCGGUGGAUAUAUAGAUAUAUAGAGAGAGAGUGUGUGAUAUAUGUUAUUCAUUUAUUUGUAAACAAUCAAGCUUAGUUUAAAGUAAUAAUGAAUAGUAGUCAGCAAUUUUGCAUAAAAGCUUUGUUU
Molecule: messenger RNA, 4836 nt
Organism: Coffea eugenioides
Lineage: Eukaryota; Viridiplantae; Streptophyta; Magnoliopsida; Gentianales; Rubiaceae
Product: pleiotropic drug resistance protein 1-like
Exons: 23
Coding region: 256-4524 (1422 amino acids)
Cellular component (GO): membrane
Molecular function (GO): ABC-type transporter activity; ATP hydrolysis activity; ATP binding
Source: RefSeq, a predicted model, not a curated record